Messenger RNA from Pieris napi, 3015 nucleotides. RefSeq lists its product as uncharacterized. Bases 465 to 1148 code for a protein of 227 amino acids. The transcript is spliced from 8 exons. NCBI's taxonomy places the organism in Eukaryota, Metazoa, Arthropoda, Insecta, Lepidoptera, Pieridae. The record is from RefSeq and is a predicted model, not a curated record.
GACGUAAUUUUUGGAAUCUCAUGGUAUUCUGUUAAGAAAUUUUACAUUACGUCUUGAUAAGUGGAGGGAGGUAACCUAGUGAGUUGUUGUCUAUUAAUAUCGUGACAAUUGACUCAUUUUAUUUAUAAAAAGAGUUAAUUGUCAAAUUUAAAAUUCUUAAUUGUCAAAGUUUACAUUUAGUAAACAAAUAACGAAUAUUUCAUAUUUGAUUUUUGUUGAACUUAAAGAUUAAUUAAGGUUAACUAAAAGGUAAAAAAUAAUUAUGUAAGUUUUCAGAGAGAAGCAAAAAUCUUGUUUCUAAUUAUUGUAUUGAUUGAAGUCUAAUAUAAGUUUAAGUUUUAAUUUUAAAACAGAAAGAAUUACGUUGGCAACGACAGCUUUUUAGGAAACUCUUAAGAUUUAUUAUUGUAGAGUUUCAAAGUGUAAGGAUACAGAGAUCUUUAAAAUAUAAUUGUACUUUUAAUAUGGAAAGAAGAGCCCAUCCGUCGCAAAAUCAGUUGGAAAUUUUAUUGAAAUUUUUAGAAGAUCAGCCUAGUUUAGCAAAAGGAUUUUCAAAAAUAGCCUCAGCUCGACAGCAUGCUCACGGCGAGUGGUCCAAGUUAGCUUUGAAACUAAAUAGUGAAGGGAGUGGCUGUGUUAAAUCUCCGAAAAGAUGGAUGAAGUAUUGGAGUGAUAAAAAGAGUGCAGUUAAAAAAAAAGCAGCCAUAAGGACUGGUCAAAGACGUCAAACUGGUGGUGGUAUAGCAGAGAUAGUGCACUUAACUGAAUGGGAAGAGCGCAUUAUUUCUUUAAUGGGGGGUGACAGAUUUUAUGAUGGAGAUCCUUCACUUCGAGUUCAUCCAUUUUCAGGCCCAACCAGUAGUUCCUCAGGCAGUAUUAGAAUUUUUACACCACCGCAUAGUAUUGCACCAGUAACUUUAAUUGGCCCAACCAGUAGUUCCUCAGGCAGUAUUAGAAUUUUUACACCACCGCAUAGUAUUGCACCAGUAACUUUAAUUGGCCCAACCAGUAGUUCCUCAGGCAGUAUUAGAAUUUUUACACCACCGCAUAGUAUUGCACCAGUAACUUUAAUUGAACCAAGUACAAUAUCUAACAUUAACCUAGAUAUUCAAGAAAACCCAACAAUUGCUGAAAAUAUAAAUUUAUGAUGAUUUCGGGAUGCGCUUGAAAUCUACGAUUACGACGUAGAAACCACAACACUAUCUGCAGCAUAAUAUGAUGUAGCUAUGGCCAAAUUAAGAAGCCAGAAGGAGUAUUCUGCAAAUCCAUCAUCAUACAAUAAACAUUUAAAUACCCUUUCCCCAGGACACUUUCUUAUUGGACGCCCAUUAACCUCAGUGCCUUCUAAAGGUCUUGGUGAAUUCAAAUUUAGUCACUUACAAAGGUACCAGAGAAUUGAGCAAUUAAGGCAGCACUUUCGGAGACGAUGGCGGAAUUACAACAGCGCACUAAAUGGAGAGAGAACUCUGCCAAUCUUAAUAUUGGGGACCUAGUGCUGAUAGCCGAGCACAAUACUGCUCCUCUCUGCUGGAAGUUAGGUCGAGUGCAGCGGCUGAGAAAUAGGCUUAGAUGGAGUGUCCAGAAAGUUUCCGAUACUAGAAGAAUAAAUAAAGAAUGUUGAAAGAGUUUCAACGGCCGGGAGUAUGUUGCGACAUUGCGCAAGUUUUAUAUCAGGCGCAUUUUAAAAUUAUAAUUGUAAGGCGGGGCGACGUGCGCCAAAAAGCUGAAACCUCCAGGAAUUAAAUCGGUUAUUCAAGGCUCAAGUCAACUGUAGUUUCCAGUAUUUAUAUUAAAUAAUAAGGAUAAUAUGGAUCUUAGAAAUAAAUAAAACAAAUUAAUAUUUUUUUAUUUAUUUGCUCAACAGUAUCCAACAAUUACAUUGUACACAAAAGCAAAAAACGGAAUACACAUUCAAACAUAAAGCACAGUAUAUAUGUAUUUAUAAUAGGGAUGCAUCCGAUACCGAUAUAUCGGCGAUACUUUGGGUUUUCUGAUAUAUCGGUAUCGGCUAUAUUUUAAUUGCCGAUACAACGAUACUUUUCAAAUUUCGCGCUUUAAAAAAAGUAAUAUAAACGCGCAUCUUGUUUGAUCUGGGGCGUGGGAACCGAGGCACGGACUAUCUAUGCCCCUCACACCCGCUUAGUCCCCGCGUAUUCCAUUUCGCUAGACACUUUAGUUGGUUUUUAACUGCUAUCGCGCGUAGUAUUUUUUCAAUACCAAAUUAAAUACAAUACAGAAUUACAAAAAUCCUAUCAAUGUUAAUUUUAAUUAUUAACAGUUAUUUAUUUUAUUUUAAUUUAUCUAUUACUCUUAAUUCUUAAUUUUAUUUACUAAACCUUUAAUCUUAUUCAAAGUUUGUGACUGUUUAUAUUUUAUAAUAAUAAUUAAAAACUUUAACCAAACUUGAUAUAUUUUACCUUAAUUUAAUUUGAAUUCAAUAAGUAUCGGUAUCGGAAUCGGCGAUAUUUCUAUAAGAGUAUCGGUAUCGUAUCGGCAAAAAGGCGUAUCGAUGCAUCCCUAAUUUAUAAUAUAUAUUUAAUAUAAAGGAAGAAUAAAAAAUAUAUCAGAGUUUUUUAUCUAUCCAUUUUCUAUCUAUUAUUAGAAAUAAAUAUUUGGAAAUGUAAGGUUGAGCUUAGUCACCUAUUAUGUUUAUGUUAAUAUGUAUAAAAUGUAAUAAUAAAUGAAAUGUAAGUAAUUGUGUUUAAAGUUAUAAAACUGAUUUAAUUAUAAAGUGACUAAUUUAUUAUUUUUCCAUCCACUUCACACAUUGCAUCAAUCGGAAAAGAGUCUGAUGGUACAAGGCCUGUGUCCCGCUCUACAGCUGGGGUUCCUGCUAGCCUCAAUACUAGGGAGAAAAGUAAAGAAAAAUAUUAGCAUCAGAGUGAUAAUACAUGUCUUGUUAAUGAUAAUAUCUAUUUAAGACUUUCUUAAGGUAUUGUGUCAAAUUGUAAUUAGGGUUAGGGUUGAAGGACUCCUUUCUCCGCAAUUAGACUCGAGGUUGGUCCGUUGUGCGUA